UUAGUACAAGACGCACCUCACCCUUCACACAAACGCGUUAGCUCGAUACGAAUCUCAAACAUUUUUAUCUGCCCAACACAAACGAAUAUCUACUCUACUUCCACAAUGUAAAAUUACUUUUUACUCUAAUAAUACAGUUUUGACGAUAUAAUAUCAUCGCAUCGUAUCCGCUACACAAAUAUGAAUCUUAAUGCUGGGGAUUACGAGUUGAAUUGCAUAAAAUCUGUUUCCGUGCUAUAAAAGUAUGGUGCACUACAAUUUUCGAAUUCUGAUUGAUUGUAAUAGAAUCGAAAAUGGCUUGGUUGGAAUCGCGCGCGCAUUAGAUCGCAGUCGCAGAGAGGCAGUGUCGCGAAACGCGACCACGUUGCGAUAUAAAAGGAGUUUUGUUAAAAUUUCUUUAUCACACACCAACUGCCUGCACUCGCGCUCGGACACUCACCGGUCUAUCUUACACAAUGUCUGCCCGAUUAUUGGUGGCUCUUGUCUGUGUGUCCGAGCUGGUAGCGUUGAUCGCAGCCGGUGGUGGUGGCGGCGGCCACAAGAAGGUCAUCAUUCACGUUCCGCUGUUCGUGAAGCACCAUCAUCACAAGCACACCAUUGUGAAGCACAUUCACCACAAGAGCGGCGGCGGCGGUGGUGAUGACCACUAUGAGGUCCUCGGAUACACCUACGGGGAACCGAAACCAGCUCCUCAUUUCGGAGGAGGUCACGGUUGGGGUGCUGCUGAGGAAACACAAGCGGAAGGUGGAUAUGGGGACUCCCCUGUAAGCUUCGAAGGUGGAGCUGGAGACCACACAGGGUAUGCACUAUCAGGCGGAGAGGAUGAACAUUUUGGAGGGGAUGAAGGUCUUGGGGGCUACUAAACAAAAACACAGUAUAUUUAUAGCAAGUUGUACCAAAGUGUUGAUCAGGCAAGCUCCAAGCGCUGUCACAUUUUGGGUACAUUAAAUCAGUACAAAUGAUAACAGAUUUUGUGAUUUCGAAUUUAGUAUUAACUCGAUGUAGGAGGACUGGAUCCUAUGCAUAAUCCUCAUUAUAUUUACAUCGUUGUGUAAGUUUGUUAUGUUCGUUUUACAGUGAGACUGUAGCCUAUAAUCCGUCUGAUUGUGUAUUAGCUUUAGCCCAUAUCUAGAUUUAAGAAACUAUUGUUGUGAAGUAUAUCCCAUGUAAAAGGGGCAUUGUUAUUAAUAUUAUAUUCGAUGUUUAUUUAAAGUAUUAUCAUCUG
Messenger RNA from Trichoplusia ni (cabbage looper), 1225 nucleotides. RefSeq names its product WW domain-containing protein C660.06. Bases 456 to 863 code for a protein of 135 amino acids. The record is from RefSeq and is a predicted model, not a curated record. The transcript has 3 exons. Lineage: Eukaryota; Metazoa; Arthropoda; Insecta; Lepidoptera; Noctuidae.